Molecule: messenger RNA, 1732 nt
Organism: Podarcis muralis (Common wall lizard)
Lineage: Eukaryota; Metazoa; Chordata; Lepidosauria; Squamata; Lacertidae
Source: RefSeq, a predicted model, not a curated record
GGGCGGGCAAAGAGAAGGAAGCGCUAGCCUGAUGGGACGACAGCGCCCCAGGCCAGGAGUCGCGCGACGCUGGCCUGUUGUGUGACGACGCCCGCGCGUGGCUCAAGGGACAGGAAAUGGCAAAGAGUAGCAGAGGAGUUGGGACUGCCCAGUAAUAUCAAAGCUAGGAAUAGCUUCCAUCCUGUGGCUGUAAUUUGACAGUCUGACACAGAUUUCUGAGGUGCUGAGCUGUAGCUAUUGCAAAACACACAGCCUAGCAACACAGGAACCCAGAACCCCAAUUCCCUGUUUCUGGGGAGGUGAUGAGUUUGCUUUCAGAUGUGCUAAUCUGUUAAUCCUCAUGGAAAUGCUCAUGGAAGACUUCACAACUUUUCUCAAGAUUCAGAGACUUCACCCUUUGAAAUUCACUUAUAGAAAACCUUCAAAAGGUGAACAUGAAAAAUCCAACUCUCUGGAUCAAGGCCAGUCUUUUCCCAGGGUUCCCAGACAAGAGCCCCUGUCAGACAUGGAGAACUUCACUCACUCGUUGUCAUUAGACCCAUUCUUGGCAAAAGCAGCAAGAGAUACGUCUCCUGAUGUGGUCAAAAGUGCUGUGAAGGACUUUGCCGAUGACUACCUCAACAGGGCUGCUAUUUUCAAUAGCAUGGAUGAAAUAGUGACUGAAGUGGCCCAUGCAGCUUUGCCAAAACUAAUCCAAGAGGCACAGCAAGAAUUGGACCAAGAGGAACUGCUGGAUGGGAUCAUCUUGUGUGUUGUUGAGGAGGAAGCCAACGCCUUAGUUCAGACUGUCCUUGAUGAAUAUCAUUCUGAAAUGUUUAAACUGCAAAAAGGAGAGGUUGCUGUGCUUGCCGCUAAACAACUUAUUGAUAUAUUUCUCCUGGAGCGUGUGAUAGGGAAGAUGAGUUUGCAGGGCCCAAGGUUUUCUGGGAAGGAGCACUCAAGCGCGAUUUUAGAUAAUUUUAUGUUCGAUAUUCUCCUUAAGCAGUUAUUUAGCAUUCAGCAGCAGCAGCGAGUUACCUCUGAAAACAUCCCCCUGGGAGAUUUCCAUCUGAAAGCUUUUACCGAGGUGGCUUUAGAUGUUAUCUUGACAGAGCUGAAUAAAGUGGUGGACGCGGACAUGGAAGAUCUGCUGGAAUAUGAAAAGAAAGCUCAGGGUAUUUAACAGAAACAGAAGAGAAGAAAAGAGCACCUGAAUAAUGAUCACGCUGUAAGGUAAUGGAGAAGGAGACCGAAAGCUGACAGCAAUGCAAACUAGCAUAGCAGAGAGAGAGAGAGAGAGAGAGAGAGAGAGAGAGAGAGAGAGAGAGAGAGAUACGGCUGCCUGCAGCACCCGCAAAUUAUCUACGAGGAAAUUUCACCCUUCUGAAGGAGCGCGAGCGAGUUCCCAAGGGCAUUGUGUUUACAUCCCCCAAAAUCAAGCUAUUAAGGCAGAGACAUUGUCAGACGCAACGACGGCAGAUAGAGAGCAUUCCAUCUCCAUCCUCUGGUUUCUUCUCAUUUGGAAACCAUUUACAAUCCAAUCCCACAGGCAGCUUAGGGUAGAAAAACACCAUAAUUUGCAGUGUGCGAUUUCAAAUUCUACAGCUGGUUUUUAUUUUUUUUAUUUUUUUUGUCAUUGUUGCUGCUGCUUGGAAGAAUAUAGAUGAGGAGAGCUCCUUGAAGAAACCCUCGUUUUUAUGCAACACUUAUGACAGCAUGGAAGCAUCAGAGCCCACGUUAAAACAGAGAGGUC